AUGCAAAUUCACUCUGAGUACACUUUCAACUUUGAUUGGGAAACUGUAGUUAAAGGAUUCUGGAGAAAAUACCCUUGCAAAGAAUUCGAUUUCAUCAAGUUUAACUAAGUUGUAGAUAUGAUCCUCGAUGACAAUAAUAAAAUGCAAAUUAAAAGAAUAGUCUAUGCACGUAAAUUCACUGUUUGGUGUUUGACAUUGGAGUAGAUCACAGUUGAUCUUGAAAAUAGGAGCAUGGAAAUGUAAACGAAAUUGCUUAAAUCAUGCAAACUCUAUCCUAAUCUAGCAGGCGAUGAAUCAAUUAUCUAUAAGGCAAUAGACGAUUAAAAAACUCAUUAUUCUGUAUCCUAUUCUGAUUUAAUUUAGAAACUAUUGUCAAAUUUCCAAUAAACUUUCAUAACAAAAUUAAUAUCCCAAUUCAACUCUUCUUUUAGAAAGGGCAUAGAAGUAGUAGAAGCCAGAUGUAGAGAAUUAUAAAAUAAUCAAUGA
Paramecium tetraurelia is the source of this 486-nucleotide messenger RNA. RefSeq lists its product as uncharacterized. The record is from RefSeq and is a predicted model, not a curated record. NCBI's taxonomy places the organism in Eukaryota, Ciliophora, Oligohymenophorea, Peniculida, Parameciidae. Gene Ontology annotation, molecular function: phosphatidic acid transfer activity. Gene Ontology annotation, biological process: phospholipid transport. Gene Ontology annotation, cellular component: mitochondrial intermembrane space. The transcript is spliced from 2 exons.